AUGUACAUUAAGGUUAGUGGUAUCAACAAGAUGAUCAAUAGAUAUGACUUGAAUAAGGUAUUUACAUUUACCAGGCCUAUAUACAAAACAAUAGAGCAUUCUCCAGAUGUUCGGUUCUACUUCUAUAGUACUCUGCAUGAGAUUGCAAUGGCAGAGAAACUCAAUAAAAGAAGUUUAAUUGAGUGCUUGGAGGUGAGCUUUAUCAAAAACCCACUAAAGGAGAAGUCCUGUUUAUCAAUUUCCUCCUCCAGAUCUUCCUGUUGCUUAUACACUGUAUGCGACAGAGAUGUUUCUAUAGAUAUGAUUGAAAGGCUUUUCGGACUACCUGCCCGAUGCUACUUUAGAUGGGGAGAGUUCAAGGAGAUAUACAUAAUUGAGUUUAAAGAAGCUGUGGAGAUAAAGAAGGCAGACUUUACAAAAUAUGUAUUUGCUUUCGAGGACUAUAUAGACUAUGUAAUAGAGAACGGCCUUUUCGACCAGGAGUGA
Molecule: messenger RNA, 486 nt
Organism: Encephalitozoon intestinalis ATCC 50506
Lineage: Eukaryota; Fungi; Microsporidia; Unikaryonidae
Exons: 1
Coding region: 1-486 (161 amino acids)
Source: RefSeq, a predicted model, not a curated record